Australozyma saopauloensis is the source of this 1263-nucleotide messenger RNA. It is a transcript of the gene ECM331, whose product is annotated as Ecm331p. Gene Ontology annotation, cellular component: fungal-type cell wall; plasma membrane. Bases 1 to 1263 code for a protein of 420 amino acids. The transcript has a single exon. Gene Ontology annotation, biological process: fungal-type cell wall organization. The record is from RefSeq and is a predicted model, not a curated record. NCBI's taxonomy places the organism in Eukaryota, Fungi, Ascomycota, Pichiomycetes, Serinales, Metschnikowiaceae.
AUGCUCCCUGCCUCUGUUCUCUUGUCUGUGUUGGCUGCCGUUGCCUCUGUUGCCACUGCCGCCGACUCGUCUCUGGCCUCGGCUAACUCCACCAACUCCUGUAGUAUGUCCACCACCAUCACUGCUGCUUCUGCCAUUUCGCAGUUGAACUCGUGUCCUACCUUGGACGGCCAGAUCACCAUCUCCGGUGACCAGGUCGGCGCCUUGGACUUGGGCAACGUGCAGACCAUUGCCGGUGACGUGUCGAUCUUCAACUCGUCGUCCAUCACCUCCAUCAACUUGGCCUCCAUUGCCAACGUGACCGGCUCGUUGCUGAUGAGCGCCUUGACCACCUUGAACAACAUCCAGCUCUUGAAGCUCACCUCCGCCAACAAGUUGUCCUUUGUGUCGUUGCCCUCGCUCGCCUCGCUCAACUUGGGCUCUGGUCUUGCCAACGUCACCUCCUUGACCUUGUCUGACACCGCCUUGGCCUCCAUCGACAAGCUUUUGCAGUUCAAGACCAUCGGUGUGUUGAACGUCAACAACAACAAGAACAUCACCUCCAUCGACUUGUCCGACUUGUCCAACGUCACCGAAGGCUUGACCUUGUCGUUCAACAGCGACCAGGCCAGCGUCAAGUUGCCCAACUUGCAGUCCGCCGCCAACUUGACCAUCCAGGACGUGGCCUCCUUGGACAUCUCCUCGUUGCAGUACGUCAACGGCUCGUUCAUCUUGGGCUACAACACCUUCGACUCCGUGUCGUUCGACUCCUUGAGCUCCGCCGGCUCUUCUCUCCAGGUCUUUGCCAACAACGACUUGACCACCUUGAACUUGCCAAACUUGACCCAGGUCGGCGGUGAGUUCCGUAUCUUCAACAACUCCUUGUUGAGAACCGUGGACAUCCACAACUUGAAGACCGUCAAGGGUGCUGCUGCCCUUGCCGGUGAGUUCGGCAACUUGAACUGGAGCGGUUUGGGUGAGGUCGACGGUGACUUCUCUCUUUCCGCCUCCGCCAGCAACUUCUCUUGUUCCCAAUUCGACAAGUUGCAGUCUUCCAACAAGAUCAAGGGCCACAACUACAACUGUUCCUCCCCAUCCUCCACCUCCUUGGCUUCCAGAUCCGGCGGUUCCUCUUCUACCGGUACCCGUGGUUCCGGUUCCAGCACCAGCGGUUCUUCCCAAGGUUCUUCCAGCGCCUCUUCUUCCAAGAAGAACGGUGCUGACUACUUGGCCCCAGGCUUCCUUUUGUCUGCUGUCGGUGCCGUUGCCGCAGCUCUUGUCUAA